This is a messenger RNA of Cryptomeria japonica (Japanese cedar), 1653 nucleotides long. RefSeq names its product alcohol dehydrogenase class-3. Gene Ontology annotation, molecular function: S-(hydroxymethyl)glutathione dehydrogenase [NAD(P)+] activity; zinc ion binding. The record is from RefSeq and is a predicted model, not a curated record. The coding region runs from base 217 to 1371 and encodes 384 amino acids. Gene Ontology annotation, cellular component: cytosol. The transcript has 10 exons. Lineage: Eukaryota; Viridiplantae; Streptophyta; Pinopsida; Cupressales; Cupressaceae. Gene Ontology annotation, biological process: formaldehyde catabolic process.
UGUCACCCAAAACAAAAUGGUCAGGGUAUUCUCGUAUUACCCUUCAAUCAUAAAUGUGGUUUAAAAUGAAAAUCCCGAUAGGAAUGAAGUCUAUAUAAUAGGAAACCCUACUAAAAAUAUCCCGGAUUUACUUAUUUAUUCCUUCGUUUGAGCGCCUUACAUAUAUUUCCUCUCACCUAUUUUGAGAUAUAAGCAGUGUGUAUACGUCUGUCGGCCAUGUCGACUGAGGGUCAGGUCAUUACCUGCAAAGCUGCUGUUGCUUGGGAGGCCAAUAAGCCUCUGGUAAUUGAAGAUGUUCAAGUUGCUCCACCUCAGGCUGGUGAGGUUCGCAUAAAGAUUGAGUUUGUGGCACUCUGCCACACAGAUGCAUACACUUGGAGUGGGAAAGAUCCAGAGGGUCUUUUCCCCUGUAUUCUUGGACAUGAGGCUGCUGGGGUUGUUGAAAGUGUAGGUGAGGGUGUUACUGAAGUUAAACCUGGGGAUCAUGUAAUUCCUUGUUACCAGGCAGAAUGUAGAGAAUGCAAGUUUUGUAAGUCAGGGAAGACAAAUCUUUGUGGUAAAGUUCGAUCUGCCACUGGUGUUGGUGUUAUGCUGAAUGACAUGAAAAGCCGUUUCUCAAUUAAUGGGAAACCGAUCUAUCACUUCAUGGGAACAUCUACAUUCAGCCAAUACACUGUUGUACAUGACGUGAGUGUUGCAAAAGUGGACCCACAAGCUCCUCUGGAUAAGAUUUGCUUGCUUGGUUGUGGUGUUCCAACAGGUCUUGGAGCAGUUUGGAAUACUGCUAAAGUGGAAGCUGGAUCAAUAGUUGCAAUAUUUGGGCUUGGUACAGUUGGUCUUGCGGUUGCAGAGGGUGCCAAAGCAGCAGGUGCUUCACGUAUCAUUGGCAUUGACAUUGAUAGCAAGAAAUUUGAAAUUGCCAAAGGUUUUGGAGUCACAGAGUUUGUGAAUCCUAAAGAUCAUGAGAAACCCAUUCAGCAGGUGAUUGUUGAUAUAACCGAUGGAGGUGUUGACUACAGCUUUGAGUGUAUUGGAAAUGUUAAUAUAAUGCGAGCUGCUCUUGAGUGCUGUCAUAAGGGCUGGGGGACAUCUGUUAUUGUUGGUGUUGCAGCCUCUGGACAGGAGAUUUCUACUCGACCAUUUCAACUGGUUACAGGGCGUGUAUGGAAAGGCACUGCUUUUGGUGGCUUCAAAAGUCGUUCUCAAGUACCAUGGCUUGUUGACAAGUACAUGAAAAAGGAGAUUAAAGUGGAUGAGUACAUUACACAUAAUUUGACUCUUGACCAUAUCAAUGAAGCAUUUCAUCUGAUGCAUGGUGGGGAUUGCUUGCGAGUUGUACUGAAGAUGCACACCUCUUCAGGCAAUCUCUAAGUGCAAUGAAUUCUAUGUUGAACCAUAGAUGUUACAUUUAUGUUAUACAAGUUGAAACAGUAAAUAUGAUUUACAAUGGUAUUUUUGUUGUUUUGGAACAAACUUAAGAGACUGAUAAGAUUUGGUAAAUGCUAAAUCAAUGGAAAGAGUGAUAGAUGAUGCUCUGAUGCUCUUAUAUAUGUGUGUGUGUGUCAGUAAUGAAUGGAGGACAACUAGAAGCUCAUAAUUUUGAUAAGGAUAAGGUAUUCCCAUGGUUAAAUUACCAAGCAUGAAAUUUUUUUA